This is a messenger RNA of Triticum aestivum (bread wheat), 949 nucleotides long. RefSeq lists its product as uncharacterized. The record is from RefSeq and is a predicted model, not a curated record. The transcript has a single exon. Lineage: Eukaryota; Viridiplantae; Streptophyta; Magnoliopsida; Poales; Poaceae. Bases 1 to 564 code for a protein of 187 amino acids.
AUGCCUAACAAUUUAUGUUUUUGUCUUAUCUUGGCCUGCCCAUUCGUUGAAGCUCCGCCACUGGUGUGGAGUAGCUUUCAUCUCGUCAACCCAACUCCAAGUGCUGCAUACACCACAAAAACUACAUGGGCAGCCGCCCACACGCAUAAUCCUAUUACACUUGCAAAACUUUCAAGUAGUUCAAGUUUCAAAACGAAUGCGGCUACCGUUGGAUUCUCUCUUGCGCCACUUGUGAACGUGAGGCUGAUAACCGGGCACGCCGUCGCCGCCAAAGCGACGGGCUCAAACUCAGCCGCUCACGUCCACCCGUGCGCCGCCGAAUGCCGAACACAAAACCCCACCCACCCACGCACGCACCGCGCCGGCGUCGGCAUCGGCAUCGGCAUGAGGAGCUCGGCGGACGACGUGGACAUCGAGCUGGUCAAGGCGGUGGCGCAGGCGUGGUACGCGCACGCGGGCAACCCGCGGCCGUCCCGCGCGCCGGCGGACGACGACGGUGCCGCCGGUCUGGGCGCGCGCCGCGCGGGCGCCCCGCGCUACAGGCCGUCGCGGUUCAAGCUGUAGGCCGCGGCGGCGGCGGCCAAGCCGCCAAACAGCAGGCCGUGGGACUUCACGCAGUCGCUGUGGGACACCUACGAGCUGGUCACCGUGGCGCAGAAGAUCGAGUCCAGCCUCGCCAUCGUGGACGAGGCCACGGCCAGGCCAGCAAGGCGUGCCUUCACCGACAAAGACACCACGCGCGCCGGAGGAGGGAAGCGGGCGAGGGAGAGCAGGCGUAGCCUCAGGAGCCUGUUCCGCCGGUCCUCGUCCAGGAGGUUCGAGGAAUCAAGCAGCUAGCUAGCUAGUGUUCUCCUCUCUACCUUCAUGUUUCUCUCUCUAGUCCUUCCUUGCCUGAAAGACUUGGGCAGCGUCUAUAUGCAACUUAUUACAGAGCUUUCUGUAUUGCCAA